AUGCCGGACAGCAGCAACCGGAGCGGGUCCUCCACCGGCCCGGAGGGCGGCCGGGGACACCUUUCCGUCUUCAGCGUGCUGGUCCUCACCCUGUUGGCCAUGCUGGUGGUGGCCACGUUCCUCUGGAACGGGCUGGUCCUGGCCACCAUCCUCCGUGUGCGCACUUUCCACCGAGUACCCCACAACCUGGUGGCCUCCAUGGCCAUCUCCGACGUGAUGGUGGCGGCCCUCGUCAUGCCCCUCAGCUUGGUGUGGAUCUCCUUUGACGUGCUGUGCUGCACUGCCAGCAUCUGGAACGUCACGGCCAUCGCCCUCGACCGUUACUGGUCCAUCACCCGCCACCUGGAGUACACGCUCCGCAUCCGGCGCCGCAUCUCCAACAUCAUGAUUGCCCUCACCUGGGUACUCUCUGCCUUUAUCUCCUUGGCCCCGCUGCUCUUUGGCUGGGGAGAGACUUACUCAGAGGACAGUGAGGAGUGCCAAGUCAGCCAGGAGCCUUCCUACACCAUCUUCUCCACCUUUGGCGCCUUCUACCUGCCCCUCUGCGUGGUGCUUUUUGUGUACUGGAAGAUCUACAAGGCUGCCAAGUUUCGAAUUGGAUCACGGAAGAGCAACUCCAUCACUCCCAUUACACCAGAAGCCCUGGAGGUAAAAGAAGCUGCCCAGCAGCCACAGAUGGUCUUCACUGUCCGUCAUGCCACUGUUACGUUCCAGACAGAUGGAGACACGUGGAGAGAGCAGAAGGAAAAGAAAGCUGCCCUCAUGGUGGGCAUCCUUAUUGGGGUCUUUGUGCUCUGCUGGAUCCCCUUCUUCAUCACGGAGCUCAUCAACCCCCUCUGCUCGUGUGACAUCCCACCCAUUUGGAAGAGUAUUUUUCUAUGGCUAGGCUAUUCAAAUUCCUUUUUUAAUCCACUCAUCUACACUGCUUUCAACAAAAACUACAACAAUGCCUUCAGGAACCUAUUCUUUAGACAGCACUGA
Molecule: messenger RNA, 981 nt
Organism: Phaethon lepturus (White-tailed tropicbird)
Lineage: Eukaryota; Metazoa; Chordata; Aves; Phaethontiformes; Phaethontidae
Gene: HTR5A
Product: 5-hydroxytryptamine (serotonin) receptor 5A, G protein-coupled
Exons: 3
Coding region: 1-981 (326 amino acids)
Biological process (GO): adenylate cyclase-activating adrenergic receptor signaling pathway
Cellular component (GO): membrane
Molecular function (GO): G protein-coupled receptor activity
Source: RefSeq, a predicted model, not a curated record